This is a messenger RNA of Sorghum bicolor (sorghum), 2020 nucleotides long. RefSeq names its product LEC14B homolog. Gene Ontology annotation, cellular component: Cul4-RING E3 ubiquitin ligase complex. Lineage: Eukaryota; Viridiplantae; Streptophyta; Magnoliopsida; Poales; Poaceae. Bases 289 to 1749 code for a protein of 486 amino acids. Gene Ontology annotation, biological process: proteasome-mediated ubiquitin-dependent protein catabolic process. Gene Ontology annotation, molecular function: protein binding. The transcript is spliced from 10 exons. The record is from RefSeq and is a predicted model, not a curated record.
ACACCGGGAGAAGCCUCGGACGCCAUCUCUUGCCCGCCCGGUGCUCUCUCGACUCUGGAGUCUGGAGUUCAGUCAGGUUCCCAAGAACAAGAAGCCGCCGACCAACCACCAAAACCCUCGUGCCUCCGCGGAAUCCAGCCAGCCUCCGUCCCGCUCCCCGCAAUUCAGUGCGGGAGUCUGCAGGAUUGACUUGAUCCCUCCGUGCUCCGACUCGCCUGCUGUUGCGAGGAGCGAGCGAUUGCCGCCGCGAAUUCCACCAAGCUCCGGCAGUUCUUUCACGGCAGGACGAUGCGAGGAGUGCGGCGGAGCGCGCGCGGGGAAUCGUCCAGGAAGGCGGCGGACCGGGACCGGGACCGGGACCGGGACCAGGACGUGGAGCGGUUCGCGCUGUGCGCCAAGAUGUCCCACCUCACGAGGACCACGUCGGAGCCGUGCCGCAGGACCCGCGGCGCCGCUUGGGCGCGACGGAGCAGGCCCUUCUCGGCGUUCGAGCUGGUGUCGGCGAGGGAGGCCGGCCGCGCGGGCGGCGCCGGGUUCUCCGCCGCCGACCGAGCCUACCUCGGUAGGCAGCACAUCCCCAGCAAGGGGCCCUGGGGCGUCGACGACGUGGACAGCGAGGCCUACGUCUCGCAGUUCUCCGCCGAUGGCUCGUUGCUCAUCGCUGGGUUUCGGGGAAGCCGCAUCAAAGUCUACGACGCCGAGAAAGGGUGGAAGAUUCAGAAGGAUAUAAGCUGCAGAAUGGUGCACUGGACGAUUUCAGAUAUUGCUCUCUCACCCGACCAACGAUUCCUUGCCUAUGCAAGUUUGUCACCUACUGUUCACAUUGUGAACGUGCAGAGUGCUGGAAAGGAAUCACAUGCUAAUAUUACUGAAAUUCAUGAGGGAUUGGAUUUAACUGGUGGUGAUGAGGAUGAGGACUUUGGAAUAUUUUCUGUUAAAUUCUCAAAAGAUGGUAAAGAAAUUGUUGUUGGCAACAAUGAAAGGUCAAUAUAUGUUUAUGACCUUGCAACAAAUAAAGUGUCAGCCCGUAUCCGUGCUCAUAAAGCUGAUGUCAAUGCUGUUACCUUCGCUGAUGAAAGUGGAAAUGUGUUGUACUCUGGAAGUGAUGACAGUUUCUGUAAGGUGUGGGACAGACGUUGCCUUUCAGGGGAAAAGUCAGCAGGUAUUUUGACAGGUCAUUUAGAUGGAGUUACAUUUAUCGAUAGCCGUGGUGAUGGGCGUUAUUUCAUCUCCAAUUGCAAGGAUCAGAGAAUCAAACUUUGGGACAUCAGGAAAAUGUCUUCCGUCGUGAGAGCUCGCCCAGUGAGUCUAGUGGACUGGGACUAUAGGUGGAUGCCAUUUCCAUCAGAAGCCCACUAUUUUAAGCAUCCAGAUGAUCAGUCUGUGGCCACAUACAGAGGCCAUUCAGUUCUGCGAACACUUAUCCGUUGCUAUUUCUCCCCUGUGCACAGCACGGGUCAGAGGUACAUAUACACAGGAUCAAGUGACAAGACUGUACAUAUUUAUGAUGUGGUAAGCGGGGAGACUGUCAAGAAGCUAUCGUGGCAUGACUCGAUCAUCAGAGACUGCACCUGGCAUCCAUACUACCCAACGCUCGUCAGCUCCUCCUGGGACGGCUAUGUUGCCCGCUGGGAGGCAUCCGGCGACGACAAGGACCCUUCAAUGCUCGUCCACAACGAGAAGAGGGCAGGUGCAGGUACCCGUUACUUCCGGAGAUACGCUGAUCCCUUCACAGAUGCCUUCAUGUAGAGAGGCAUGUUCCUCGUCUGCAAAGAGGUUACACUUACACCAAACGGUGGUGAAUUGUUUGGGAAUUGCAACUGAGCAACAUGUACAGUGCCGUUUGGCUCAUAUAUAGUUAUAGCCGUGCGAUAAUAUGUUGCUUUUAGCUCACAAAAGUAAAUGAACAUAUCACGUUGUAAAAAUUUUCCAAUAAAUCACGAGUAUUCAUAGAGGUGUGCGUUAUACUGUGUAAUUUUUUUUAAAAAAGAACAUAAUAGAUGGAUCAAAGUGACUUCCA